Molecule: messenger RNA, 1728 nt
Organism: Hippopotamus amphibius kiboko
Lineage: Eukaryota; Metazoa; Chordata; Mammalia; Artiodactyla; Hippopotamidae
Gene: ACSM5
Product: acyl-CoA synthetase medium chain family member 5
Biological process (GO): acyl-CoA metabolic process; fatty acid biosynthetic process
Cellular component (GO): mitochondrial matrix
Molecular function (GO): fatty acid ligase activity; fatty-acyl-CoA synthase activity
Source: RefSeq, a predicted model, not a curated record
AUGCUACAGCUAAGAGGACUAGUCCUUCAGGCACUGAGAAAUGCCUGGGGUAUCUGUGGGUCUCACAGGCAGCUGCCAUCUCUACCUGUCCCUCAAAAGAGUGUGGCCACCUGGGACGCCAUCAGCCUGGGAAGACAGCCAGUGGCUGAGUACUUCAACUUUGCCCAUGACGUGCUGGACAUGCGUAGUUAGCUGGAGAAGACUGGGCACCAGUCCCCAAUACCUGCCUUCUGGCGGGUUGAUGGCAUGGGGGCAGAAGUCAAGGGGAGCUUUGAGGAGCUGGGGGAGCAGUCCAGGAAGGCGGCUAACGUGCUGGGGGGGGUGUGCGGCCUGCAGCCUGGACACAGAAUGAUGCUGGUGCUCCCGCGGCUCCUGGGGCGGUGGCUGGUCUACGUGGCUUGUAGGUGGACAGGGGCCAUUGUGAUUCCCGGCAUCUCUCCGCUGACAGAGAAGGACCUCAGAUUCUGGCUGCAGGCAUCCAGGGCCAAGUUCAUUAUCACCAGUGACUCCCUGGCUCCAUUGGUGGAUGUUGUUAGCACUGGCUGCCCCUCCCUCCAGACCAAGUUGCUCGUGUCAUGGCACAGCUGUUGGCCAAGCUGGAUGAACUUCAGGGAACUCCUCUGGGAGGAGUCCACAGAGCACAAGUGCGCGAGGACCAGGAGUCAAGUGACCAUGUACCCGACAAGCGGCAUGACGGGGGCCCCCAAGAUGGUUGAGCGCGCCCAGGCGAGCUAUGGGUUUUGUGGCCAGAGGAGGGGACCAGGGGACAUCUCAUCUGGUGGGAGGUGGGUGGCCUUGACCACAUCAGACAUCUUCUGGAAUACAGCCGACACUGGCUGGGUGCAGGCAGCCUGUACCCUCUCUGAUGCCUGGCCUGAUGGAUCUUGCAUUUUUGUGCAUGAGCUACCCUAGGCUGAUGCCAAAUUUAUCCUGAAUACUCUGUCCAGGUUCCUGAUCACCACCCUCUGCUGUGUUCCCACAAUCUUCUGGCCGCUUGUGCAGGAGGAUCUGAGAAAGGUAACAGUUUCAGAGCUGGAGACCUGUGUAACCAGAGGAGAGGCCCUGUAUCCCUGCAUGAGGGAGAAGUGGAAGAGCCAGACAGGCCUGAAGCUGCAUGAAGGCCACUGCCAGUCUGAAACUGCUGUAAUCUGUGACAAUCCAAAAGGCACAAAAAUCAAGCCAGGAUCCAUGCAGAAAUUGUCCCUACCUUAUGACGCGUAGAUAUUAGGUGAUGAGAGCAACAUCAUAUCUCCUGGAGAAGAAGGGAGUGUUCCUGUCCAUGUUAGACCCACCAGGCACUUCUGUUUCUUCAAUUGCUAUUUGCUAAAUGGUCCUUCAAAGACAGCAGCAUCAGAAUGAGGGGAAUUUUACAUCACGGGGGACUGAGCCCACAUGGUCAAGGAUGGCUACUUUUGGUUCAUGGGAAGAAAUGAUGACGUGAUCAGUUCCUCAAGCUACCAGAUCAGGCCUGUCAAAGUCGAGAGUGCCCUUGCUGAGCACCCAGCGGUCCUGGAGUCUGCUGUCGUCAGCAUCUCGAACCCCUUAAGAGGGGAGGUGGUAAAGGCAUUUAUAGUCCUUUCUCGAGCCUACUCCUUGCAUGAUCCAGAGAAACUAAUCCAGGAACUCCAGGAGCAUGUGAAAAGGGUGACUGCUCCGUACAAGUACCCCAGGAAGGUGGCCUUUCUUUCAGCUGCCAAAGACAGCUUCUGGAAAGAGCCAAAGGAGUAA